Molecule: messenger RNA, 2775 nt
Organism: Prunus armeniaca (apricot)
Lineage: Eukaryota; Viridiplantae; Streptophyta; Magnoliopsida; Rosales; Rosaceae
Source: the annotation of a GenBank genome assembly
AUGGAUAAGUCAUGGAUGCACUCGGAUAGAAGAUCGAAGGCAUAUGAGUUAGGGGUGGAAGCAUUUUUGAACUUUUCUGUAGAAAAUCUUCUAACUACCACACAUAUCCGUUGUCCAUGUGUUAAAUGUGUUAAUUUGAAAUUGUUUGGGGUUGGAAUUAUAAGGGAUCACUUAUACUUUAAUGGAGUUGACCAAAGCUAUAAGAAUUGGACAUUUCACGGAGAACCUUGGGAAGCAGCUACUAAUGCUAGUAGAAAUGUUGAAGAAGAUGAUGACCAUAGUAGGUACAGUUUUGUGUCUGAAGAAAUAGAGAUGGAUGAUAAUGAUUUUGGUGAUUUUGGAUCUGAUCCUUAUGAGUUUGCCAAUGUGAUUGGGGAUGGAGAUCAACCAUUGUACCCUGGUUGUAGAAAGUACACGAAGUUAUCGGCAUUAGUGAAGUUGUAUAAUUUGAAGGCAAAAUAUGGGAUGAGUGAUGUCUGUUUUACAGAAUUAUUGAUACUUCAAGGCGAUUUGCUUCCAGAAGGAAAUACAAUACCGGCCUCUAUGUAUGAGGCAAAAAAGACUUUGUGUGCAUUGGGGCUGAGUUAUGAGAAAAUGCACGCAUGCCCCAAUGAUUGCAUCUUGUAUAGGAAGGAGUAUGAGGAUUUAACUCAUUGUCCUAAUUGUGGUAUCUCAAGGUGGAACGAAGGCAAAGAUUCAAUCUUGAAAGAGGGUGUGCCAGCGAAGGUGGUGUGGUAUUUUCCUCCAAUUCCAAGGUUUAAAAGGAUGUUUCGAUCACAUGAGACCGCUAAGAGUUUGACUUGGCAUGCUGCUAGAAAAUCUCUUGACGGUUAUAUGUCUCAUCCAGCGGAUUCCCCGUCUUGGAAACUUCUUGAUGAUAAAUGGCCCGAGUUUGGUAAUGAGCCGAGAAACUUGAGAUUGGCUCUUUCAUCUGAUGGAUUCAAUCCCCACAGUUCUCUAAGUAGCAGAUAUAGUUGCUGGCCAGUUAUCUUAGUUACAUAUAAUCUCCCUCCAUGGCUGUGCAUGAAACGAAAGUUCAUGAUGUUGACCUUAUUGAUUUCCGGUCCUAAACAGCCCGGAAAUGAUAUAGACGUCUACUUGGAGCCUUUGAUUGAUGAUUUAAAAUCUUUGUGGGAUGGGAUUGGAGGAGUGUAUGAUGCACAUAAUGGAGAAUACUUUACACUCAGAGCUGCAUUAAUGUGGACAAUUAAUGAUUUCCCCACCUAUGGAAACUUAUCUGGUUGUGUUGUUAAAGGAUAUAAAGCUUGUCCAAUAUGCGGCGAUGAUACACCUAGUCACAGGUUGAAAAAUGGCCACAAAAUUUGUUACAUUGGGCAUAGAAAAUGGUUACCGAUCAAUCAUCCAUAUAGGAGGCAACGUGCAGCUUUUAAUGGGAAACCUGAAUAUGGCACGCCUCCUGAGCCAUUAACCGGAGAAGAAGUGCUGCAUAUGGUUGAAGAUGGUGACAGAGUUUGUUGGAAGAAGAAAUCAAUAUUCUUUGAUCUCGAGUAUUGGAAAUACCUUCCUGUGAGGCAUGUCCUAGAUGUUAUGCACAUUGAGAAGAAUGUUUGCGAUAGUAUCAUUGGUACAUUGCUGGAGAUCCCUGGAAAAAAUAAAGAUGGGAUUGCUGCUCGAUUAGAUUUAUUGAACAUGGGGGUCAAAACUGAUUUGCAACCCGAGUAUGGAGAAAGACGUACUCGUUUGCCUCCCGGGCCUUGGAAUUUGUCAAGAGCAGAGAAGAGAGAGAAUCGUACUCGUCCCGAAGGUUGCAUUGCUGAGCGGUAUAUAGCUGAAGAAGCUGUAGAGUUUUGUACCGAGCAUUUAUCUGAUGUUAGUACAGUUGGAGUGCCUUCAAGCCAAAAGAUGGGAGUUUCAAAGCCAUUAUCAGGUUUCACAGUGAGCGUAGUUGAUCGGGACCUGUUGAACCAAGCACAUCUAUAUGUCUUGGAGAAUACGGAGGAAGUCCUACCUUAUAUCGAGCAACAUAUGAUCCACAUCCAGACCGCUUAUCCAAAAUUUAGAAAGAGAACAAAGUGGCUGCAGGAUAAGCACAAUAGCACUUUCAUUCAAUGGCUACGCUUCAAGGUUCAAAGUGAACUUAAUGAGGAAGACAAUCAUGGCGUAUCAGAAAAUUUAAGGUGGCUAGCAGCUGGUCCAAACAUGGCAGUGCCAUUAUAUAAGAGCUAUCUCAUUAAAGGUAUUAAAUUCAACAUCAAGGCACAAGAUGAUGUGCGGACAACUCAAAAUAGUGGAGUUUAUUUACUUGCACAUACUAUGCAAGUUGCUAGUGCCAAGGAUAAAAACCCAAUUCUCUCAAAUAUGGGUUUCUAUGGUGUCAUUCAAGAAAUUUGGGACCUUGACUACCAAAAGUUUACAAUCCCAGUCUUUAGGUGUGAUUGGAUUGAUAAUACUUCUGGUCUUGUAGUGGACGAACCUGGAUUUACCCUUGUAGAUUUGAGUAAAAUUGGACAUAGGAAUGACCAAUUUGUUUUGGCUUCUCAAGUCAAACAAGUAUUUUUUGUUGACGACCCGAUGCAUCGUGGUUGGUCGGUAGUGUUAUCAAUGCCUAAUAGAGAAUAUAAUGAUGUUAUUGGUGAUGAUGUCUUAGGUGAUGUGAGAAUUGAGUGUGAACCAUUUACUAGGGGGAUGCCAAAUGUUAACACAUUUGAUGAAGUGGUGGUUGAGUUAGGGAGUCAAAAUAUUCGAGAUGGGUGUGAAGAUAUAGGGUUGAAUGAUGCUUUAUGUAAUUGGCAGUGUAUGACAUUAAUUUUGUAA